AUGCAUAUUGAAGAGAUAAUUUUAGAUGGCUUUAAAAGCUAUCCUACUAAAACAGUGAUAGGGCCAUUUCACCCCCAAUUUAAUGCAAUAACUGGUCUAAAUGGAAGCGGUAAAUCGAAUGUUCUAGAUGCUAUUUGUUUCGUUAUGGGAAUAAAUAAUUUAAGUUUAAUUCGAGUAAAUAGAUUAGAUGAAUUAAUCUACAAACAAGGUCAAGCAGGGAUAACAAAAGGAAGUGUUACUAUAAAAUUUAAUAAUGAAGAAAAGCCUAGUCCACUGCAAGAACCAUAUAGAGACAUGAAAAAUAUAACGAUUACUAGACAAAUAGUAUUAGGUGGAAGAAAUAGAUAUCUUUUGAAUAGUCACAAUGCAAAACCAAAAGACAUUAGCGAUUUCUUUCAAUCUUUGAAAUUAAAUAUUAAUAAUCCUCAUUUUCUAAUUAUGCAAGGGAAAAUAACAAAAGUUAUUAACAUGAAACCAGUUGAGCUUCUUGGCUUGAUUGAAGAAUCUAGUGGAACAAAACUGUAUGAAGUUAAAAGAACAAAUGCAAUAAAUUUAAUGGUAAAAAAAGAUCAAAAAUUAAGCGAAAUAAAUAAAGUGUUAGUAGAAGAGAUAGAACCUACUUUAGUAAAAUUAAAAAAAGAGAAAGAGGAGUAUAAUAAAUUUAUUAGUAAUAGUGAAGAAAUUGAAAAAUAUGAAAAAGUGGAAAUUGCGUAUAAAUACUAUGUAGCUAAAAAUAUGAUGCAAAAGAAUCAAGAAAAAAUUGAAGAAGCUACUAAUGAACAAAAAGACUUAGAAAAAGACAUAAAAGAUAUUGAAAAAGAGAUAGAGAAAUAUAAACAAGAAAAAGAAAAAUUAACUAGUGAAACUAGUGUUGCAAGUGUACCUAUGAAACUUCUUAUUGAAGAGAAAGAACAGUUAGAAAAAAAAAUAUCCCAUUUAAAAUCAGAAUCGAAGAUAGAACACAAAGAAAAGGAAAAGGAAAAGAAAAAAAAGGAAGGUAUUAAAAAAGAAAUAAAACGUAUAGAAAACAAAUUAGAUGAUUAUCAAAAAAAUGAUGAAAAUAAUAACAAAAAUUUAAAGUCUUAUGAAGAUCUACAAAAAAAAAUACAACUGUUAAAAGAAGAAUUAAAUGAAAAGCAGAACACAAUUAAUUGUUUAUUAAGUGCAGGUACGAAUAAUAAUCAGUAUACUGGUUCAUUUAGAGAACAAUUAAAAAAUUAUAAAACAAGUUUGAGUAAAACAGAAACGCAAAUAAAUAAUUUAUUACAAAAUAGUAAACAUCUGGAAAAGGAAAUUAUCAAUUUAAAAGACCAACGGAAAAAAUAUGAAAACGAAUUUAAUGAAAUAAAUAAAGAAAAAGAAAUAGAAAAUAAAAAAAAAGAAUCAUGUGAAAAAGAAUUGCAAAAAUUAAAUGAGGAAUACAACAAUUUGGAAGAGUUAAGCACUUUACAAGAGGAGAGAAACUCUUUGUGUAAUGAUAUAGAACGAUUGCAACAAGAAUUGCAAGUAUUGAAAAAUAUAGUGAAUAAUAUUAAAAUAGGAUAUGAUAUUCCUAAUAAUAUGAAACCAUCCGAUGUAUUGGGUCAAAUAUAUAAAUUAAUUAAAAUAAAGAAGGAGUAUGACAACACAGCAUUAGCAGUACAUUUAAUUUUAGGAAGCAAGUUAUCCUACAUACUAGUACAUAACAAAGAAAAUAGUAAAAGUUUAUUCGAAUAUAAUAAUUUUUCUAAAGGUAAUAGAAGGGUUACAUUGCUUCCAUUAGAAGACUGUAUAGUUUCUAGAGAUCUAAAUGAAAAAAGUGUUGAGGAAUGUCGAAAAUUUGUAGGAUUAGAUGCACAUGAUAAGAAAGAAGUAAUAUAUUUUUUAGACAUAAUGGAAUAUGAUAAAAAAUUAGAAAAACUUAUAAAAUACUUGUUUAACGGAACACUGAUUUGUUCAAAUGUAGACAUAUGUAAGAAAAUAACUUAUAAUACUAAUAGGAAAUUGUCUUAUCCUACAAUAACAUUAGAAGGAGAUAAAUUUGAUACUUCGGGUAGUAUGUCAGGAGGAUCUAAUAAAAAUAUAAAUUUGUUUUUAGUACAUUAUGAAAAAUAUGAAAAUAAAAAAAAAGAAUACUACGAGAAAGAAAAUAAAUUAAAAGAAAUUAAUGAAAAGCUAGCUAUACUAGAAAAGGCAGAGGAAAGGAAAAAAAAAAUUAAUAAAGAUAUACAAAUCUAUACGAACAACUUAAGUAAUAUGGAAAACAGAAUGGAAACUAGUAAAUAUGGAAGCAUAUGUCAAAAAAUUGAACAAUCAAAAGAAGAAAUUGAUAAAGGGAGAAAAGAAUUAAGUGAAUUAUAUGAAGAACAAAAAAAAUUAACAGAAAUUAUACGUAAAAUAGAAAAGGAUAUAUUAGAAUAUGAAAAUGAUAAAGAUAAAAAAGAGGAACAUUUAAAAGAAGCAGUAAAAAAAUUAAAAAAUAAAAUAAAACAAUUGGAAGCAGAGGAGCAUAAAAAAAAAGAGGAGGUAGAUGAUGUGUUGUUGCAAAUUGAAAAUUAUAAGAAACAAAUGGAAAAGGAAAGCAAUGAUUUAGUUAAUUCGGAUGAAACCAUCAAUGAAAUAGAAAAAAAAAUAAACGAAAUUGAAAACAAUAUAAAUACUACAAAGGAAGAGUUAAAAGGAUUAGAGAAAAAAAUUACGGAACUUCAGAUCAGUUUUAGUUCUUAUGAUAUUGAAAUUAAACAAGUAGUAAAAAAGAUUGAAGAUUUAGAAAAAAAAAGGAGUAAAGAUAUGUUAAAAUUGAAAAAACUGGAAAAUACAUUAACAGAUUUACAAACAGAUUUUAAAGCAGGAAGUGACACAAUAAAACAGUUAAAUAAAACACAUGUCUGGAUUGAAUCAUAUGAACCGUUGUUUAAUAAAAAAUAUACUCCUUAUGAUUUUGAAAAUUUUAGACAUGAUGUCAUACAAAAAAAGAUUCAAACACUUCAGAAUGAACAAAACAAAUUGUCAAUAAACAUUAACAGAAAAGCAGUUCAAAUGUAUGAACAAGUUCAGGAGGAUUAUAAGGAUUUAAUAACGAAGAAGUCCCAAGUAGAAGAGGAUAAGAAAAAAAUACAGGAAGUUAUAGCGGAUCUGGAUGUAAAAAAAAGUGAAAGCUUAUUAGCCAUGUACCAGCAAAUUAAUGAUUAUUUCCAGGCAAUUUUUUCUACACUUCUGAACAAUGCACAAGCUAAAUUAAGCGUAGUGGAUGGGGACUUGUCCAAUGGAAUAGAGAUGAAGAUUGCAUUUAACAAUAACUGGAAGGAGUCAUUAACUGAGUUGAGUGGGGGUCAGAGAAGUCUUUUGGCUCUUUCGUUGAUUUUAGCAUUAUUGAAAGUUAGAACAGUACCAAUGUAUAUAUUAGAUGAAAUUGAUGCAGCAUUAGAUUUAAAUCAUACUCAGAAUAUAGGUGAUAUGAUAAGAACACAAUUCCCUCAUUCUCAAUUUAUUAUUGUAUCAUUAAAAGAAGGUAUGUUUUCACAUGCAGAUGUGUUAUUUAAAAUGAGAUUUAUCGAUGGAAUUUCUACAGUUAAUAGGCACUCAUUAGAUGUCAGACAAAGUACAAACAAAAAAGAGGUUACAGAAGUAAAGAGAAGGAGAGUUACGAUUCAUGAGAAGGAGCCAGAUGACUAG
This is a messenger RNA of Plasmodium malariae, 3654 nucleotides long. RefSeq names its product structural maintenance of chromosomes protein 2, putative (gene SMC2). Gene Ontology annotation, biological process: chromosome organization. NCBI's taxonomy places the organism in Eukaryota, Apicomplexa, Aconoidasida, Haemosporida, Plasmodiidae. The transcript has 2 exons. Gene Ontology annotation, cellular component: chromosome. Bases 1 to 3654 code for a protein of 1217 amino acids. Gene Ontology annotation, molecular function: ATP hydrolysis activity; ATP binding; protein binding. The record is from RefSeq and is a predicted model, not a curated record.